Molecule: messenger RNA, 969 nt
Organism: Daphnia pulicaria
Lineage: Eukaryota; Metazoa; Arthropoda; Branchiopoda; Diplostraca; Daphniidae
Product: serine/threonine-protein kinase/endoribonuclease IRE2-like
Exons: 4
Coding region: 1-969 (322 amino acids)
Biological process (GO): protein phosphorylation; intrinsic apoptotic signaling pathway in response to endoplasmic reticulum stress; IRE1-mediated unfolded protein response
Cellular component (GO): IRE1-TRAF2-ASK1 complex
Molecular function (GO): protein serine/threonine kinase activity; ATP binding; RNA endonuclease activity
Source: RefSeq, a predicted model, not a curated record
AUGGAAAUCAAAUUAAAUAGGGAAGUACUGUUGGGAAAAGGUGGCUUUGGUGCAGUGUUUCUGGGCACGUUUCAAGGCCGUGAAGUGGCGGUCAAAAGAGUUGAGCUUAUUCGUGCUAGUGCUAACGAGGAGAAAAGUCUAAAACAAGUCGAUCAUCCUAAUAUCGUCAAACUCUUGCACGUCGAAUUCACCGACGAUUUCAAGCACUUUGCUUUGGAGCUGUGCACCGCAUCAUUAGAUCAGAUAUUUCUAGAGCCUAACGAUCCCAACAAAUACAAAGGGCCUAAAUUGCCGUAUCAUUUUGAAAUUUUCUCCCAAUUGGCUUCGGGUCUUGAGCACAUUCAUUCAAGAAAUUUAAUUCAUCGAGACAUCAAGCCGCAAAAUGUACUCAUCUCGGUCGAUUCCACUGGCCAAGACGUUAAGGUAACAAUGAAAUGGGCUGAUUUUGGUCUUUCAAGAUCCGUGAAUGAACGCGGAACGUUCACGAUGGAGAGUGGAGUAAAAGGAACAAGCAACUGGUUCGCCCCUGAGCUGCUAAGAAUAAGUCAUGAUUUACGGUCGCAACCUGAAGCGAUGGAGCAGCCGAGAGGUACCGUCAAAAGCGACGUAUUUUCUCUAGGCCUCGUCUUCGCUUUUCUUCUUUUAGACGGGGAACAUAUUUACGGUUCUCAUAUAAAUGAAAUUCACGAAAACAUUUUGAAAGGGAGUGCAAUAAAUAUCAAUAAAUUAGAACGGACGCAUUACGCGUACGAUCUCAUUAACGAAAUGUUAAAAAUGGAACCUAAUGAUCGAAUAUCUUCAUCGAAUAUAGUUGAACGACUCAAAUCAGAAAAACUUAAGACUAAACCAGAACUGCAGGAAGAAUCAGUACCCAUUCCGGUCCUAUACGAGAUCAGAAAGCAGCUGGUUCAGUUUGAGCCGGGGGACUGGCGAUUGGCUAACAGCGGCAGCGGCACACCCGAUGCAUAA